AUGGCGUCGUACCAGGUUCAACCGCCAGAAAACUUUACCUUCACAAAACCCGAGGAGUGGCCGAAAUGGAUAAAAUGGUUUGAAAGGUUUAGAUUAGUUUCAGGCUUAAGUAGGAAAGAUGAGACAAUUCAGGUUAACACCCUUAUUUACGCCAUGGGAAACGAGGCUGAGGACAUUUUUCACUCAUUUGGAUUGGGGGAAGAGGAUGCAAAGAAAUAUGAUACAGUUAGUAACAAAUUCCAGACACAUUUCGUGUCUCGCAGAAAUGUCAUCUUUGAAAGAGCCAAAUUUAAUCAAAGAAAACAAAAAGAAGGUGAGUCCGCAGACAGUUUUAUAACAGCACUGUAUACAUUAGUUGAACACUGUGAGUAUGGAGCACUAAAAGACGAGAUGAUUCGAGACAGAAUAGUUGUAGGCAUAAGAGACAGCAAACUAUCAGAAAAACUUCAGUUGAAUCCACAACUUAAACUUGAAGAAGCUGUUAACCAAGCACGUCAAAAAGAAGCUGUCCAGAAGCAACAAGCUAUUGUGCGCAAUGAACUUAGCUCUUUCUCUGGAGGAACAGCAAAUGUAGAUGCUGUAAGUAAUUCCAAGAAAUCGGCAGUAAGAAAGAAACAUUUUCAACAUGCUCAAUCUGGAAAGUCUGGCAAAAAAGAGUUCGUAAAACUAUUUGGAGGACACAAUAAAGGCGCAUCAUCAUCAUGUCACAGAUGGGGUUAUUCGCAAGCCCAUGGUAGGUAUGGAUGUCCAGCCAGAAAUCAGAAAUGCAACAAAUGCCAUAAAAUUGGACACUUUGCUCGAAAAUGUCAAAGUCUGCAUGAAAUCGCCAUAGAAUCGGAUGAAAAUGAAGAAUUCUUGGGGGCAAUACAUGGAGCUUCAAAUUCCGGUAACUGCAAACCAUGGUUGACAACCAUCCAAGUUAAUGGACAUUCAGUUGAAUUCAAAAUUGACACCGGUGCGGAUGUUACAGCAAUACCUGAACAAAUAUUAAAGACUUUGAAUGUGAACAAUCUACAAUCCUCGCAGAAAAUUCUUAAAGGCUCUGGUAGAAACACUUUGAAUGUGAUUGGAAAGUUUCGCUGUGAAUUUUCUCUGGAAAACCGCAAAGCACAUCAAGAUGUAUACGUCAUUCGAUGCCUCAACAAAUCACUUCUUGGUAGACCAGCCAUUGAGAAACUAGAAAUUGUCAGACAGAUUGCAAGCCUGCAGCUGCACUCUGAUUACAAGCAGAAAUUUUCUUCACUUUUUAAAGGACUUGGAAAACUACAGGGGGAGUACGAGUUAAAGCUAAAAGAAGACGCACAACCGUACGCAGUCACAACGCCAAGGAUGGUGGCCUUACCCUACCUAGAGAAAGUCAAAGCCGAGCUGCACAGAAUGGAGAGCGCAGGAGUUAUCUCACCUGUAGAUGAGCCAACAGACUGGUGUUCAGGUCUUGUUGUGAUACCAAAGAAAAACAACUGUGUUAGACUUUGUAUCGACUUGACACAACUCAACAAGUGGGUAAGAAGGGAGAACUUUCAACUACCAAGCACAGAGGAGACUCUCAACAGACUCGCAGGAACCAAAGUUUUUUCCAAGCUAGAUGCGAACAGUGGAUUUUGGCAGAUACCUCUGGCUCCAACAUCUAGACCCUUAACCACGUUUAUAACACCAUUCGGGUGA
Saccostrea echinata is the source of this 1665-nucleotide messenger RNA. RefSeq lists its product as uncharacterized. Gene Ontology annotation, biological process: proteolysis. The record is from RefSeq and is a predicted model, not a curated record. Gene Ontology annotation, molecular function: aspartic-type endopeptidase activity; nucleic acid binding; zinc ion binding. NCBI's taxonomy places the organism in Eukaryota, Metazoa, Mollusca, Bivalvia, Ostreida, Ostreidae. The coding region runs from base 1 to 1665 and encodes 554 amino acids. The transcript has a single exon.